GCAGAGGCUGGGGACAUGGCUGCGCUGGCUCGGAGCGUCCUGGUGACAGGGUCCAGCCGGGGCAUCGGGCUGGAGCUGGUGCGGCAGCUGGCCGCCAGCCCCCGGCCCCCCCAGCACAUCUUUGCCACCUGCCGCGACCCCGAGGGUCCGAGAGGGAAGGCCCUGCAAGAAUUAGCUACCCAGCACUCCAGCAUCAAACUGGUCCAGCUAGACACAGUGAAUUUGCCCAGCAUCCAAAGGGCCAUGCAGGCUGUGGGGUAUCAUCUGAAGGACCAGGGCUUGAACCUGCUCAUCAACAAUGCAGGCAUCAGCUCCCACGCCACACUGUGCUCCCUGGACUCACAGGAGAUGCUCAACGUGUUUGCCACCAACGUGGUUGGGCCACUGCAGGUUGUCAAGGAAUUUCUGCCACUCCUGGAGCAGGCAGCCAAGGCAGGAAAGGAGGGUCUGAGCUGCAGCAGGGCUGCUGUCAUCAACAUCUCCUCCAAACUGGGCUCCAUCGGGCUGUGCCUCCACGUCCCAGAGGCUCCCAUGUACCCGUACCGGGCCAGCAAGGCUGCCCAGAACAUGGUGACGAGGUGCUUGGCUGCGGAACUCCAGGACAAGGCGAUCUUGUGCAUGGCCAUCCAUCCUGGCUGGGUGAAGACUGACAUGGGCAAAGAGGAGGCACCGCUGACAGUGGAGCAAAGCGUGAGGGGCAUCCUGACCGUGCUGGCUAGCGUCUCACAGGACACCUCUGGAGCCUUCCUCGACUGGGAAGGGAACAGCCUGCCCUGGUGAUGGACAAAUGGACAGCGCCUCUUGCCCGUGCUGCAGCCUCUGCUCGCUGGCUCACCACUCUGCACAGUCACCCCUGCUCACCCUCAGCCCUCCCCACACUGCUGGGGAGAAGGAAUCGACUUGGGAAACAACCUCUCUCCCCUUUCCUGCACCGUGUGUUCCCUGUGGUCCCCCUGUACCCCUCAUCUCUGUAAACUCUGGCAGCUGA
Molecule: messenger RNA, 988 nt
Organism: Taeniopygia guttata (zebra finch)
Lineage: Eukaryota; Metazoa; Chordata; Aves; Passeriformes; Estrildidae
Product: C-signal-like
Cellular component (GO): cytoplasm
Molecular function (GO): oxidoreductase activity
Source: RefSeq, a predicted model, not a curated record